This is a messenger RNA of Columba livia (rock pigeon), 1787 nucleotides long. RefSeq names its product cysteine-rich venom protein TEL1. Gene Ontology annotation, cellular component: extracellular region. The transcript has 8 exons. The record is from RefSeq and is a predicted model, not a curated record. NCBI's taxonomy places the organism in Eukaryota, Metazoa, Chordata, Aves, Columbiformes, Columbidae. The coding region runs from base 91 to 876 and encodes 261 amino acids.
AUUUCAUCUCUUUCAGUACAAGAAGUAAGAGAGAAUAAAAACAAAACACAAGCAAACAGCCUUCUUCUUGGAAGAAUCUGGACUUGAGAAAUGCACUGUUCCAUCUGGUCACUAUUUGAAUUUUAUAAUACCUGUGACACUGAGUCACCUUGUCCUAUCAGGAAACAGAAGAGCUAUAAAUCACCCUCCAGUGAAGAACCCUGGUCACUUCCACAGCCACCUGAAGAAGAACAGAAGAAACUCCUAACCUUCCUGGAAACAAAAGAGAUGAUUCUGCCAGUGGUGUUCCUGUGUCUCGCAGCUGUGCUGCCUCUGUCUGCUGGAGAGGAACCUGAAAGUUUCCAUGCUCUGUCAACAAGCAGACCAGAUCAGCAAAAGGUGAUUGUUGACAAACAUAAUGCUCUCAGGAGACGAGUAAGGCCAACUGCCAGCAACAUGUUGAAGAUGGUAUGGAAUAUUCCAGCUGCAGUGAACGCCCAGAAAUGGGCCAAUCAGUGUACUUUAAGUCACAGUCCUCCUAACUUGCGGAAAACCAAUGUACAAUGUGGUGAAAAUAUCUUCAUGUCCACCGGCCCUUUCUCAUGGGAAAAUGUUGUUCAGACCUGGUAUGAUGAGGAGAAAGAUUUUGAAUAUGGAAUUGGAGCAAAAAAAGAAGGUGCCGUGAUUGGCCAUUUCACUCAGGUGGUUUGGUGGAAUUCUAAGGAAAUUGGAUGUGCUGUUGCUUACUGUCCCAACCAUCAAUACAAAUACUAUUAUGUCUGCCAGUACUGCCCCAUGGGGAAUCUACGAAGUUCAAUGAAGACACCCUAUAAAAAAGGAGAACCCUGUGGUGAUUGUCCUCAUGCUUGUGAAAAUGGAUUAUGCACCAAGCUUUGAAAGUUUGAAGAUAUUUAUUCCAACUGUCUUUACAAAUGCUCCUGGAUUUGCCCAUAGCUUCAUCAAGUUCACUGCCCUGCAUCCUGACAAUACAAAACUGAAAUAAAAUAACAGGCUCAACUUUCCCCUUCCUGGACAUACAUCUCCUUAGUGCUUCCUUCCAUAAAAACAGAUUUCACUCUGCCUCUCCUACAUAUGCAGGAGGACUCACUUCAGUCCAGUAAUUCAGAUGACAAAAAGCUGUAGGAGGGUGUAUAUAUUCUAUUCGUAUAAUCAUCUAGAACAUAGUGGAGAUCUUAACUGAAAUUUGGGAUUUGGGUACUAGAUAUAGUUAAUGGUUUGUUUCUUAUACCUUCCUUUUCCCAAAAUGUUAUCUAAGAAGCAUUGUUAAAAGUUCUGUGGUUCCAUAUGUUUCAUAUGUUCUUAGUAUAGAUGGAUGGUCUUUGGUCAUGGAAUUAUUCUUAACUUGACCAACAUUCAUGUUAUUGUAUUGUUAAAAGAAUGAGAAGAUAAACAAGAUUAUCUGAUAUAUGUACUUCUCAAAAGGAAUUAGGAGAGCAGCACAGUUUGCAAUAGAACUAUUCUGGUUUAGAAUCUGCAUCUUUUGCUGACACAUGUUCUAUUGUAAAGUGCAAAUUUGUAUUUAAAGGUUAAAAAAAAAAAAAAAAGCUUAUUUCAUUUAAAUUAGUGAUUCUGCUUAUACUAUAAGGUUACACUUAGCAUACUUACAGGUAACUAAACGUGUCCUCUAAUGGAAAAGGACUGUAUGAGAAAAGGGCUUAAUUCACAAGGAUAGAUAGCCAAGGGGAAUGGUCACUGCAUUUGGAAACUUUGCUUUUAAUAACAAAUUAUUUCUUUAAUAUCUGUUUUUGUUGUAUCUGUCAUUAAAUUACUUACUCUUCAUGAGCCAA